Molecule: messenger RNA, 833 nt
Organism: Bolinopsis microptera
Lineage: Eukaryota; Metazoa; Ctenophora; Tentaculata; Lobata; Bolinopsidae
Product: UMP-CMP kinase 1-like
Exons: 4
Coding region: 5-616 (203 amino acids)
Biological process (GO): CDP biosynthetic process; 'de novo' pyrimidine nucleobase biosynthetic process; UDP biosynthetic process
Cellular component (GO): nucleus; cytoplasm
Molecular function (GO): ATP binding; UMP kinase activity
Source: RefSeq, a predicted model, not a curated record
GGUAAUGACGUUACCGAAUGUGGUGUUCGUCCUAGGGGCACCAGGAGCCGGAAAAGGAACCCAGUGUAGCAAACUAUCCAAUAAGUACGGAUAUUCUCAUCUCUCUGCUGGUGAUCUACUUAGAGCAGAAGUUAAAGACGAUGGUCCCGAUGGCGCUUUGAUUGCGGGAAUAAUGCUGGAAGGGAGGAUAGUUCCCUCUUCGAUAACAGUUAACUUACUAUCACGAGCUAUACAAAAGGUGAGCAGUCAAAAAACUCCAAACUCAACUUUCCUGAUCGACGGUUUCCCCAGAACUCAAGAAAACUGGUCUACUUGGCAGGAGAUUAUAGGAGAAAAGGCAAACGUUCGGUUUAUGCUGUUCUACGAGUGCUCCGAGUCAGUGUGUACAGAUCGUGUGUUGAACAGACAGGAUGGCAGAGUGGACGACACUGAAAAGAUUGUCAAGAAAAGGAUUGAAACGUACAACAUCAGCACAGUACCAGUAAUAGAGGACUUUAGAACCGCUGGAAUGUUACGGGUGGUACAAGCAGCAGCUCCUAUUGAGCAAGUGGCUCAGGAUACUGAGAUAUUCAUGGCAGAGAUCCAUGACGUCCAAUCUGGUGGUCAGAAAUCUUGAAAUUGAAAUGUUGACAAAACUUGAGUUUGUUUUAGCUGGUAUAUAAUGGUGAACACAAUUUAUCAUUGUUAUUGUUUAAAAUGUUUAUGUUUCAUUUCAUUAUAGUUGAAUAAUUCCGAGCAAUUCAUUGCAUGUUACGUUGAGUUAAUUUACUGUUUCUACAUUUCAAUAUUAUCGCAUAUUUAACGAGUUUUUGUAUAUUUCGUUUCAUUUAUUG